UCCACCAAGACUCAAGAGCGCUCCAUCUCUUCCUGCAUUAUCACUCCGUCCAUCUCUCCUGCGCUUCUCCUUAUUCUCCUUCUUCAUCAUCUCCUCCUCCUCUUGCACUUCUGCUCAAUCUCUCAGCUGCGAAAAUGCGCGAGAUCGUGCACCUGCAAGCCGGACAGUGCGGCAACCAGAUCGGAGCAAAGUUCUGGGAGGUGAUCAGCGACGAACACGGCAUCGACCCGACCGGAUCGUACCACGGCGACAGCGACCUGCAGCUCGACAGGAUCAGCGUCUACUACAAUGAAGCUACAGGUGGAAAGUAUGUGCCCCGUGCCAUUCUCGUGGAUCUGGAGCCCGGCACCAUGGACUCGGUCCGCUCUGGCCCAUUCGGACAGAUCUUCAGACCAGACAACUUUGUGUUCGGUCAAAGCGGUGCUGGAAACAACUGGGCAAAGGGUCAUUACACUGAAGGGGCGGAGCUUGUGGACUCAGUUCUGGAUGUGGUGCGUAAGGAGGCGGAAAGCUGCGACUGCCUGCAGGGGUUCCAGCUCACUCAUUCCCUGGGCGGCGGGACCGGUUCAGGCAUGGGCACGCUGCUCAUUAGCAAAAUCCGCGAGGAGUACCCCGACCGCAUCAUGAACACUUUCAGCGUGGUGCCCUCACCCAAAGUGUCCGACACGGUGGUGGAGCCCUACAACGCCACGCUGUCCGUGCACCAGCUGGUCGAGAACACCGACGAGACUUACUGCAUCGACAACGAGGCGCUUUACGACAUCUGCUUCCGCACCCUGAAGCUGACCACGCCCACCUACGGCGACCUUAACCACCUGGUCUCAGCGACCAUGAGCGGCGUCACGACCUGCCUGCGUUUCCCUGGGCAGCUGAACGCAGACCUGCGCAAACUGGCGGUCAACAUGGUGCCCUUCCCGCGCCUGCACUUCUUCAUGCCCGGGUUUGCUCCUCUGACCAGCAGGGGGAGUCAGCAGUACCGCUCGCUCUCCGUACCCGAACUCACACAGCAGAUGUUUGACGCCAAGAACAUGAUGGCGGCCUGCGACCCACGUCACGGCCGCUACCUCACCGUGGCCGCCGUCUUCCGCGGCCGCAUGUCCAUGAAAGAGGUGGACGAGCAGAUGCUCAACGUACAGAACAAGAACAGCAGCUACUUCGUCGAGUGGAUCCCCAACAACGUCAAGACGGCUGUGUGUGACAUCCCGCCACGUGGCCUCAAGAUGGCCGCCACCUUCAUAGGCAACAGCACUGCCAUCCAGGAGCUGUUCAAGCGCAUCUCCGAGCAGUUCACCGCUAUGUUCAGGCGCAAGGCUUUCCUGCAUUGGUACACCGGAGAGGGCAUGGAUGAAAUGGAGUUCACAGAGGCAGAGAGCAACAUGAACGACCUGGUCUCCGAGUACCAGCAGUACCAGGACGCCACCGCGGAAGAGGGAGAGUUCGAGGAGGAGGGUGAAGAGGAGGUCGCUUAAAUCUAAUCCACAGCCCUUUCUUUUUUUCCUUCUAUCCACCCUUAGCUUCAUCUCAAGGUGUCUUUCAGGUGUUUACUUCUUGUGCAACUUCUGGGUUUUUUUCUCUUCUUUAUUUGUCCUUGUGUCAUUUUUUAGUCCACUGCAUCGUCUCUAACCUUAACAAAAGAAGUUCUAUCAACUGUGAUGCCUUCAUACGUUUAAUGUACUUCUGUCGAGAUCUGAAUAAAGGCUAAUUCUACACCUGA
Molecule: messenger RNA, 1714 nt
Organism: Silurus meridionalis
Lineage: Eukaryota; Metazoa; Chordata; Actinopteri; Siluriformes; Siluridae
Gene: tubb4bl
Product: tubulin, beta 4B class IVb-like
Exons: 4
Coding region: 135-1469 (444 amino acids)
Biological process (GO): microtubule cytoskeleton organization; mitotic cell cycle
Cellular component (GO): cytoplasm; microtubule
Molecular function (GO): GTPase activity; structural constituent of cytoskeleton; GTP binding
Source: RefSeq, a predicted model, not a curated record